Pelagomonas calceolata is the source of this 3376-nucleotide messenger RNA. Lineage: Eukaryota; Pelagophyceae; Pelagomonadales; Pelagomonadaceae. The record is from the annotation of a GenBank genome assembly.
CCUUACCCUUGCUCUUGCUUAUCCAGCCUUCUGAGCACGGUCUGCCUAUGGCUCCUCGCCACUAGCUGGCAUCUACAAAAUGACUGAUAGUUCUAUAUCUACAGUCUACGCGUGGGGCUGCUUGAAUAGGCGUGGUGCUGCGCAGACCUAUCCCUUGCAGAUGCAUGGAUUGAGCGGUGAAAACGCUAUGAGCUGCGCAGCGGGUACAGACCAUAGCUUAGUUUUAUUAUCUUGCGGUGCAGUUUGGGUGUGUGGCCAAGCCGACGAUUGCAGAAGUGAUGUCCUACGUCAGGGAACGUCUGAUUCAGGGAUGACCUUUCCGAUGCAGCAGGCAAAGUUCGAUGGAGCGAGGAUUAGCAGCGUUGCCGCCGGUGACAGUACAUCGUUGCACCACAGAGUAACACGCUCUUUUUAUCUGAAUCAUACAUUCUCUUGUUGAGUAGGUAUGCGAUAUCUCAUUGUGGUAAGGUUUAUUCGUGGGGGCAGGGUCGCUACGCUGUGCUUGGACACAAUGAUGGUGAGCAGAACCACAUUAUGCCAGCUCGUAUCAGAGGAUUCCCAGAAGAUUCAAUAGUGCGGCGUAUUACAUGUGGACGUUGGCAUUGUGCGGCACUAGUCGACAGACAUCAGGUGUUUCUCUGGGGUAGAAACCACUGCGGGCAGCUCGGCCUUGGCUUUUUAUCGCGCGCCUGUGUUACUCCAGUAAAGAUUCUACUCGAACCCGACGAAGAUUGCCUUCUGUCGGUGCGUGAUCUUGCUGCUGGCACAAAUACCAUCGUCCGCUUUGAAUAUGUGCGAUAGAUCGCAUCAAGGAUAAGCAUAGUGGUGUUGUAGGAGAAGCGCACACAGUGGUCAUUGCUGAUGCCGGUCAUGCUGGAUUGGAUGUCCCAAAGCCGCGUUUAUUCAAUUAGCCACAUGAAUGAUCACCUGCUACCUAGAAACACGAGAGCUUAGGCCCGGGCAUACUCGUGGGGAGAUCCAAAUGAUUCAAGACUUGGUGGGGUUGAUGUAAGACUGCAUCAUUCACCACAGCUGGUCAAAACAAUAAAUCAUACCCUUGAGCGUCUUCGCUUGAAUAUUGCGAAAGAGGCUCAGCAACCAAAAAAUUCAAUUGUUUCGUGCGGGAUUGCACACACACUUGUCCUUACAACGACAGGUCAGUUCCUAGCGUGGGGCUGUGGCAAGUAUGGCCAACUAGGAUAUGGUGAUCUCUGGGACAGGGAGGAGCCUGUUGUGGUUCCAGGUGUGCAUUCGGUCCUUACAUUUGCAACAGGCAAUAGACACAAUAUUGCAGCCGCAUGCCGUGCCUUUCAGCGCAUCGAUGGUUUAGGAUACGCAAAAUAGGUUCAAAGGGUCGCUGAAGCUCACGCUGCUCUGGCCAAACGUGAAACUGUAUACGCCUGGGGCUCCAACGCCUUCGGCGAGCUUGGUCUAGGUGUGUCCCUGGUAUUCAUUAAUGAUGCAAGUUUUUGCGGCAGGUGACACAAAUGUUCGCCUACAACCUGCCACGUUGUGCACGCUCAAUGAAAGCAUAAAGGGCUGUGCUGCAGGAGCACGUCAUAGCCUUGUUCUUGCUCGUGCCUCAAGGUGAAACUUGAUCCACAUUAUUUGCGACGCUAAUGUGAUACUGCAUGUAGCACUCGUUCUAGGAAUGCCCCAUGGAACAGAAUAUCUAUUCAUGGUGACAGCGAGGAGAUAUCGAUCUUCCAUUUUGAUGUACUCCGUAAUAAAUUCAAGGACAGAAGACAAAGUCACGUCUUACCAGGUUCGCAUUAAAACAAGUCAUUGAGAUAUUGAUCAAGAUAUUGGUGUGCCAAGGUUUACGCUAUUGUCUUGACACGCUACCAGCCGAUCAAAAUGCUAGUGUUCGCUUCACCUACGAGAGUGUUCUGAGGUGUUUUCCUUGUCGGCAGUCCUAUGUGCUUCUUCACCGUGGCACAAAAUUACAUUAAACCGCUGAUGUAUCCAUUCAAUGUUGUAGGUAUGUCGCUCUUGUGCGCGGCGAUGCCACACGAAUCACAAUGUAGAGGCUAAGUUUGUCAGAUGGAUGCCAAGCUGUGAUAGAUGUGGAUGUGCUGAAAGCGGAAGCUGUAGUGCUGCGUGGAGUUGGGAGCGCAGUAUUUUUGACAAUUUUGUGACCCAAACAACGACUUCUCCUAACAAAGUCACCGAUGGAGUUCUAGAUAUGCGACACUUCAAGGAGUUACUACAAGUCAUGCACCCCGAAGGGCUAUCGGAGGAUGACAUUGACUCUGGUGAGGUUGCCUUACAUUCAAGAGCUGGGACUAUCACAUGGGCUGCGUUUCAAAAAUGGCAUAAUCCGUACUUUGAGGUGAUCACUUCUUGUUUCUCCCUUUGUCUGAUUCUCACUCCCUCUGCAUCUUAGGAAAUACGUCGCGCAGCCGAAGUAGAUCAGACUUGAUUCAUAUAUUCAAGGCUAUUUCAACUCACCACGGCUAGACACAUUGGCGCUUUCUAUCUUGGGCUGACCCGUGGGUGUGGACGGGACGCGCAAACACGGCCGUCAAACCUGAUGGGCUGCCAUACAGAUCGCAUACGCGGCUAAAGACGCCAGUAGCGAGACGUCUGGCCACUAGCACUUUCACACCUAAGCACCUGGAGACCAAAGUCAGCCCAAAGCCAAAUGAUUACAGUCGUUGCAGCUCGCCCAUAGAACAAGACGUCCGCACGCUCCAGGUGGGCUGACUCACUGCAGACUCACCCCUAGGAGUGGUCGAUGUGACUUUGCGAUAUUGCGUUACUCUAAGGCCAGUGUUCUCAUCAAGCAGCACCAAAAGCGUCGUUGCGACGUGUGUUUGCCCCUUGCUCGUAUGCGGGAUGUACACCCCCCCCGGGCCAGUACACGAACAGACUCGGCUCGUGUGGAGCCCUAAUCGUCCUCGAAUUUACUGUCCGACGCCGAACCCCCAUUCUAAUGAUCGUCAAAGCUCCAUUCAGGUCGCAAUUUGUUUGAAAGCGACUAAUUUUUUUGACGUCGUCCUCAGGCUAGGGACGAAGAAGCGGAGGCGUUCAAGUUCUAACGGCGUAUCGGACGCCAGUGCACACCAGGCGGGGCGUGCAGAUUGGGAUUGCUCCUUCGUUCUCGGACUUGCGCAGCGUCCCAUUGGUGUCCAAAGUUUUUUCAAGGGAUGUCCAAGUGAUCUGCCAUUGACGCCCGCCAUAUGGUCUCCCGACCGGCCGCUGGUUGACACGCGGCGACGGAAAAAGAUCGCGCGCUCAAGUGACCACGCGCUCAAGGCGAGCGGUAUAGUACUAUUAGGAUAAGCGAUACUUUGCGAUGCAUAGGGAAAUAGAGUGUGUAGCCCCGGACUUCCCCGGCAGCGUAGUGUAGUCGUCUAACGAAAUAGUUUCUCCC